Molecule: messenger RNA, 1245 nt
Organism: Cucumis melo (muskmelon)
Lineage: Eukaryota; Viridiplantae; Streptophyta; Magnoliopsida; Cucurbitales; Cucurbitaceae
Product: psbP domain-containing protein 4, chloroplastic
Exons: 5
Coding region: 153-959 (268 amino acids)
Biological process (GO): photosynthesis
Cellular component (GO): photosystem II oxygen evolving complex; extrinsic component of membrane; photosystem II
Molecular function (GO): calcium ion binding
Source: RefSeq, a predicted model, not a curated record
GAUUCAAACCAAAAUGUUAGUAGCCUCUACUGCCCCCUUCACAUCCACACAAACUUCAAACACAACCAACUCUCCUUUUCCAAUUUCUACACUCUUCUUCCUCCAUUUCCAUUCUCCAAUUCGUCUCCAGAAAUCAUCGUUUCUGGUUUCGGAUGGGAACCACCGCAUUGUUUAUCACUAACCCAUUCUCCUCCAUCUUUCACCAACAAAACCUUCCUUCUCCCCUUCUCCAUCCUCACCGUUUUCUCCCUAAACGGGUCUCCGCCCUCCACUGUGCCCACAACCAAAACCCCAUCUCAUCUCCCGCUUUGAUUCGGAGAUGGGUUUUGGUUUCCGGUGUUUCUUUGCUUUCUUCGGCGGCUUUGGGAUUGCAAAACGAGUGUUUGGCUGCGGUUAAGCAAGGCCUUCUUGCUGGCAGAAUUCCUGGGUUGUCUGAACCAGAUGAACAGGGUUGGAGGACAUAUCGUAGACCUGAUGAGAAGUCCGGUGGGCAUGGAGUUGGAUGGAGUCCUAUUAUUCCUUAUGCCUUUUCAGUUCCGCAAGACUGGGAAGAGGUUCCGGUGUCAAUUGCUGAUCUUGGUGGGACAGAGAUUGAUCUCAGGUUCGGAAGCUUGAAGGAAGGUCGACUGUUUGUAAUCGUUGCGCCUGUUCGUCGAUUUUCCGAUGUUAUCGGCGAGGACGCAACCAUUGAAAUGGUUGGACCUCCAGAAAAAGUAAUCAAUGCAUUCGGGCCUGAAGUUAUAGGAGAAAACGUAGAAGGAAAGGUGAUCAGCAUGAGCGUGGCGGAGUAUUCUGGAAGAACGUAUUAUCAGUUUGAAUUGGAGCCUCCUCAUGUUAUAAUCACAGCGACAGCAGCGGGAAAUCGUCUGUACCUAUUCAAUGUAACAGCAAAUGGCCUCCAGUGGAAGAGACAUUACAAAGACUUGAAAAGGAUUGCAGAUUCGUUUCGCGUCGUGUGAUGAAGUUGUUUUGAAACUAGUUGGAGUAGUAUGCAUAUACAUUUUGAUUUACAGGACAAAUAGAUGGUCAAAGCCUUAAGGUUUUUGUUUGAUUGAUCGGCUUUGCACUAUCAUAUGUUUAUACUUCUGCUUGAUGGCGAAUACAUGACCUUGAUAUAUCGAGUCGUAGUUGUAUUGAUCAUGAGAGAAUUGAUAUCGUCGUGUAAAGUAAUUGAAAUUGAAGGGUUGAUGAAAAUAUAUAAUUUUCAGGCCAGUGAUAUAUAAGAACAAUGUUUGAGAGUUGUAA